This is a messenger RNA of Orbilia oligospora ATCC 24927, 4305 nucleotides long. RefSeq lists its product as uncharacterized. Gene Ontology annotation, cellular component: chromosome. Bases 1 to 4305 code for a protein of 1434 amino acids. The record is from RefSeq and is a predicted model, not a curated record. NCBI's taxonomy places the organism in Eukaryota, Fungi, Ascomycota, Orbiliomycetes, Orbiliales, Orbiliaceae. Gene Ontology annotation, biological process: mitotic chromosome condensation. Gene Ontology annotation, molecular function: ATP binding; protein binding. The transcript is spliced from 4 exons.
AUGUCUGGCCGAAGCAGAAGAGCAGCUUCGCGACGAGUUGUCGUCGAGGAAAGCGACAAUGAAGAAGAACAAGUCCAGCAGGAGGAAGAGGAAGAAGAAGAAGAAGAAGACCAGGAAGAAGAAGAGACUCCUCCGCCUCCACCUCCCAAGAAACGUGGUAGACCAUCAAGGACUUCAACUUCAGCGCCGUCACCAGCUAAGCCGCCUCCAAAACCACGUGGGAGACGAAAAGUCGCUCCGGACCCGGAACCAAAGAUUGAAGAAGUAGAGGAGCAAAUAGCUCUAGCGACUACGGAAGAUGCUAUGGAAUUCGAAUCUACACCUGCUCCAGAGACCAUUCCUACUCCCGUCCAAGUUUCUACACCGAGGCAGUCAGUGCCUCGGAGUAGUGUGCCUCCAGCGGAUACGAUAGUACUUGCUUCUCCAGCCCGGACUCAGCAGAUAUUGCGAACUCCAAUUAAACGGGCCCCAUCUCAUGAUGUACGAGCCGGAUCCCAAACCCCACAGAGCCCGAGCGUUGUCAAGUCGCCUUCUGUGAAUGGGAACAGCAGUGUCAAUGGCGACACCGGUGCUGCUACUCCAACAAAAGCCGAACCUCAAUCUCAAGUUCCUCCACAGGCUACUCCGAAACCGCGUAUUCCGACCCCUCCUCCACCCGAACCCGUAGGACCUAAGGCCCGUAUAGUUAUUACUCACCUUGUCAUGAUAAACUUCAAAUCAUAUGCCGGCAGACAAGAAGUUGGACCCUUCCACUCAUCGUUCACUUCAGUUGUCGGCCCCAACGGCUCCGGCAAAUCCAAUGUCAUCGACUCCCUUCUAUUUGUAUUUGGCUUUCGAGCUAGUAAAAUGCGUCAAGGCAAGCUUUCGGCGUUAAUUCACAACUCAGCCGGUCAUCCAAAUCUGGAAUUCUGCGAGGUCGAAGUCCAUUUCCAGGAAGUUAUCGAUUUACCGACGGGAACAGAAAUUAUUCCGGAUUCCACUUUGAUUAUCUCGCGAAAGGCUUUCAGGAACAACUCGAGCAAUUACUACAUUAACGGCAAAACCAGUAAUUACAAGAUAGUAACCAGCCUGCUCAAGGACCGGGGCGUGGACCUUGAUCAUAAACGUUUCUUGAUCUUACAGGGUGAAGUCGAAAGUAUAGCCCAGAUGAAACCGAAGGCUCAGGGUGAGCAUGACGACGGAUUACUCGAAUACCUCGAAGAUAUUAUUGGUACUUCCAAUUAUAAGCAACCUAUUGAAGAAUCUGCCGCUGAAGUUGAAAAGCUCAACGAAGUGUGCCAGGAGAAACAAUCGAGGGUACAGCUUGUACAAAAAGAAAAGGAUGGUUUGGAAGCUCCGAAGAACGCCGCGGUGGCAUAUAUCAACAACGAGAACGAGCUGGCAAUGAAGCAAGGUGCAUUGUAUCAGGUUUACAUGUCCGAUUGUGAGAACGUCAUUGCAGUUACUGAGGAUUCGAUGAAUCAGAUGCAGAUUAGCUUGCAGGAGGAGCAGGACAAACACCAGGGGAAGGAAGAGGAGGUUAAAGGGUUAGAGAAAGAUUACAAGAGGGGUGUCAAGGAGUUCGAGGACGUUGAGAAAAAAACAGCAGCAAUGGUUAAGGAAGCCGCGAAGUUCGAGAAAGAUACUGUCAAGUUCGAGGAACAAAAGAAAUUUCUGGUUAAUAAGCAGAAAAAAACGGAGAAGACUUUGAACUCGAGUCGAUUGGCAGGGUCGGAACAAGUGGGGCUUGUGCAGCGGUAUACUGACGAUGUCAACAGGAAUACGGCAGAGAUCGUAGAGUUGGAAAAUAGAAAGAAGCAAGAGGAAUUAGUUCUUCAACAAAUUCGUGAUGAGCUAGCCCACAAAACCCAAGGUCUCUCAGAACAAAUUUCAGUCAAGGAAGCCGCGAUUCAACCUUGGAAGGAAAAAGUUGUGAGCAAGGAGAAUGAGAUUGCAGUUAUCCAGAGCAAGCUGGAUAUCUUGCACGAGCGUGCUAAUGCUGGUCAGAAAGCCGUCGAAGAGGCCGAAGCAAAGAUUAUUUCUAUUCAACAAGCCUACGAAGUCAUUGAUGCCGGUUUUAAGACUGGUCAGAAACAGGGAAGAGCCAUCAUGAGGGAUAUUAAGAGGCUGGAAGAGGAAUACGCUGAGUUUCAAAAACAGGAACCCGAUAUCAAGGCUGCAUUGUCAAACUCUCGUCAGAAGGCAGAUGAGGCAAAGGCAUCCUUGGCGGCUACCCAGAAUCAAGGAAACGUCUUGAGCGGUUUAAUGAGAUUAAAGGAAACGGGUAGAAUUGAAGGGUUUCACGGCCGAUUAGGCAACCUUGGGGCAAUUGAUGCCAAAUACGAUGUCGCUAUUACUACGGCAUGCCCAGCCCUGGAGAACAUGGUUGUGGAUACUGUCGAUGUUGGUGAACAAUGUAUCGCGCAUCUAAGAAAAAACAAUCUCGGUCGAGCCAAGUUCAUUCUUCUAGACCGAUUAGCCAAGCGAGAUCUCGGCCCAAUUCAGACCCCAGAGAACGUCCCCCGAUUGUUCGAUCUCGUCACGCCGAAGCUCGACGCUUACAAACCCGCUUUCUACAGCGUGCUUCAGGACACCCUAGUCGCUAAUGAUUUGACCCAAGCAAAUCGUAUUGCAUAUGGAGCGAGAAGAUGGCGAGUUGUUACAUUAGACGGUCAACUAAUUGAUAAAUCUGGUACUAUGUCCGGCGGUGGAAACAGAGUUUCGAAGGGUGGUAUGUCCAGCAAGCUUGUAGCCUCAACCACGCAGGCGACCGUUACAAAACUUGAAGCCGAACGGGAGACUCAAGAACAGACAUGGUCUGAAUUCCAGAAGCAACUACGGGCCAUCGAGGAUGCCCUGCGUGAGAAUAGAGAUCAAGUGCCCAAGAUGGAAACUCAACUCAAGAAGCAGCAAAUGGAGCUCGAGGCGAAGAAACAACUCGGGAUGGAUGCACAGCGACGACUAGAAGAACUCAAGUUGGAGAACAAACCAUCAUCGUCGCAUCACGGGGAAAUUAGAGCCUUUGAGAAGGAGAUCGCUGUCUUGCAAAAUCAUAUCACUAAACUUAAUAGUGAAACCGCUGGCGCUGAGGCAGAGAUCAAAACUUUGCAGGAUAAGAUCAUGGAAAUCGGAGGUAUUAGACUCAGGAGUCAGAAGACCUUGGUAGAUGGUAUCAAAGAAAAGAUCGAUACAUUGAACGAGGAGAUGACGGUCGCAGAGGCUUCAAGAGUUAAAGCUGAGAAGGCAAGGCAAAAAAAUGAGAAAGCGGAGAUGAAUGCGACGAAGGAGUUAGAAAGUGUGGAGAGAGAUUUAGGCAAGUUGACGGAGGAGAUGAAUAGCCAUGCCUGGAAAGCACGGGAGGCGAUGAAGGCCGCAGAAGCUCAGAAAGAUUUCACCGAUGAUUGCAAGGAGAAAUUAGCAGAGCUCAAGGCGCAACUUGACGAAAAGGCGUCAGAUAUCAGCGAGGCCCGAAGCAAGGAGAUCAGCAUGAAAAAUACGCUCGAGCAGCAUGAAAAGGCCCUAGCCGACAAUCGAAAAAGAUAUGCUCAUUGGAGGGAGAAAUUUUCUAAAUUAUCCCUUCAAAGUCUUGCUGAGAUCGAGGGCGAAGAAAUGCCGGAUGCUCCAAACCAGAUACCAGUUUACUCCACUGACGAACUCGCUGACAUGGACAAGGAGAAACUGAAGGCAGAGAUUGUUAUUCUGGAAGAAAAGCUCCAGAACGUCAAUGUUGAACUUGGUGUGCUGCAGGAGUAUAAGAGGCGGGUGGCAGAGUAUAACGAACGAAGCGGGGAUUUGAACGCUGCGGUUGCUGAACGUGAUGCAGUGAAGAAGCGGUGUGACGAUCUUCGGAAACGAAGGUUGGACGAGUUUAUGGAGGGAUUCAGUACGAUAUCUCUAAGGCUAAAGGAGAUGUAUCAAAUGAUCACAAUGGGGGGUAACGCAGAACUAGAGCUGGUGGACAGUUUGGAUCCUUUCUCUGAAGGUAUUCUUUUCAGUGUUAUGCCGCCAAAGAAGAGUUGGAAGAAUAUUUCCAAUUUGUCGGGUGGUGAGAAGACACUGAGCUCGCUUGCACUUGUUUUUGCUCUGCAUCAUUACAAGCCUACACCACUCUACGUCAUGGACGAAAUUGAUGCCGCCUUGGACUUCAGGAACGUUUCUAUUGUUGCUUCUUACAUCAAGGAGAGAACAAAGAACGCCCAAUUUAUUGUCAUUUCCCUUCGGAAUAAUAUGUUCGAACUUGCCUCACGGUUGGUGGGUGUCUACAAGGUGAGCCAGAUGACGAAGAGUGUAACGAUCGAGAACCAGGACUUCAUGGUCCGUAACUAG